GAUAUUUCGAUGGACCUGAGAAUGGGAUGAUUGCGAAUUUCAACAGUUUGAUGCCGCAAUAUUGAAAUUUCUGCUGGGAAGUCGGGAUGAAAAGAGACCAAAUUGAAAAGCAAGAAGAAUGGAGAACUGUAAUUAUUUGCACGGAAGUUUAGACAAUCUCAAGCUUAUUUCGGACGACGUUUGGAAUGCUUUUGACUACGAUAGCGAAUUUAAAGAUGUUUUUGCAAAUAUAUCUAGAAGAGAGAGUUUAUUAAGUCACAGGUUUAUUUCAACCCCUACUGCUGAAAUUUUAUCUGAUCUCCAAUACAUAGUGACCUUAGAAAACCAACCAGUUUCAAACCAAGUAGAGCCGAUUGAAAGUAUUUUUGAUGGAGAGAUAUUUAAAAACAAGGAUGGUUAUAUUAAUGGACAUGAUAACUUUUCAUACACGGAUGUAAACCAGAUUGAAAAUGCUUAUUGGGAUGAUGUAAGAACUGUUGGCCGACAGUUUGGAGAGGUUAAUGUCACUUAUAACAAUGCAUUUGAUCCUAGACUGACUUUCAACGGAUUAUUCGAGAAUCAAGGAAUUGUUCUGGACGAUUUAGAGCGAGAUAUAACAGCUCAACACAACCAUUGUAUCGAUGUAGAGGACGUGUCCGACCUAGCAGACGAAUACUACAACAAAUACCGCCAAUAUCUAAUCAAAUUGUGGGGGAGCAAAAAGAUACAGAAGAAAUACAAAGAUAGGAUUCUAGCUUGUCAACCGCCAAAGCUUUCAGCACCACCGCCGAAAUUUUUUGACCUGAAAACGUGCUGGGAGACUGAAGAUGAGCGCAAAAUCGCCAAGAACCUCAACUCUGCUGCUGUCAAAAAUAUUUGGAAAGAUACUCAAGACAUUUCCUGCACUGAUGAUCAGAAGGUUACGCUUGGAGAUGAUGUUGCUGGUGAGAGCUUGGCGAAAUUUCAGAUGACACCAAGUCCACUUCCGGUUGUGCCUGAUGUUAGACGAACUCCUUCACGAUGCCAUGAAGCAGAAAGGCUCUCAGUUGAAGCUCAAAAUGCCGAACCACUUCAUUCCACUCCUUCUAAACAUUUGUGGAAAGCAGCUUGGGAGAAUGAGCGGCAGCGAGAAAGAACCCUUCCACACCAAUCGCACAUCCACGAUGGUCGCCAAAACAAUAUUUCAGAAGUUGGUCUGAAGUUCGAUUUAGAAAUAAUAAAUGGGAAUGUCAAGGUUCUACCACGACACACUCCCAGCUUUAACGAAGAAAAUCAACGGGUAAGAAACAGUCAAAUGACUUGCGAGAGCAUCGAAAACCAGAUGAUAGGCAGAAACACGUCUAAAGCAUUAUCAGAUACACGAGUGUUCACAGAGGAAGGGAAAUUUAUACCUGUUUUAACAUCUACCAGAACUGGCAACGACCGAGCUCGUUCCAUGAGGAGUGAGUCUGCUUUAAACAAAGUUGAAUCCUGCUAUUCGCAUCGCAAAUCUCCUCAACAAUCACCAAGAGGUUCCUCAAGAUCUAAUUUUGCGAGCGGUCGUCAACAAGAGUUCAAUGCGAAUCAGUUUUCUUUUUCCGAUGGGCUGCCUCAAAAGAGUAACAUAGUUUACGGGAGCAAAGAAUUUUACCCGACAUCAGAUCGGAGUGGAAUGAAAGAACCUGGAAACUUCCAAUAUGGAGACUACAAUCGCACUGGAAACCAUGUGAGUCAAGAACAGCAAAGAUUUCAGACAAAUUUCCAGCCGAAAAAUGACGCAUCUUCAAAGGAAUCAAAAUUCUUCAACACACUAAAACAAUAUGGCUGGUUUGAAGACAAUUUUGGGGCAAAGAAGUCGGAAAAGAAGCAAGAGAUGAGAUGGGUGCAAAACACAAUGUCCGAGAGGAAUCCAUCACGAGCAACAGGUUUAGAUUCAGAUGUUGAACAGUCAAGUCAGACUCCAAAGCGACAACUAUUCAAAACUCAGACUGGCUACUCGACUGAAAGAUUGAUUCAACCAACUGAUUUAAAGCCUGAAACCUGUUAUUUCUCAAGAUCCAAAAGCAUGUCUCCAGUAAAACGUCAGGCUCUGCAGAAUUCCAGCUUCAGUUCGCAGUGUUCGUCUCCAAAUACUAACUCUCAAAACUCAUCGCUUCUAGACAGCUCAUCAGAACCCCACCAGACUUCUUCACAGCUGAACGCAGCUAGCGAACCUUUUGUUCCUGCACGUCUUCAGAAUCCGGAAGUUCCGAAAUUAACAACACCAACAAAGAUAAAAUUUGAACCCGAAUCAAGUCCUGUAAAAUGUCAGACACCGAAUAAAGAGGCCAUAAAGAAACUUCUGCAGUCACCAGAAAUUUUGGCACCAUUACUUGCAACAAACGACGCCAAACAAGCAUAUCUGAUACAAUUGAGAAACAAACAGAUUCGCAGACAAGUAGCUGCCCAGGCGGCUCUGAAUCGCCAACAGCAGACAUCACCUUUAGCUACACGUGGACCGACUCUUCAUUCCAACCAGAGUCCGCAAUCCGUAAAGCAUCAAAUGAUACCAACUCAACCAAAUGUGGGCAUAUUUAAUCAAAACUCCCAACAGCCACAAACAUCCUUCCCUCCGCAACAUCUUCAUCAUCAGCUGUCACAUCGUCCUCCAAUCGUAAGAGGAAACACUAUAGUUCCACAAUGGCCAUGCCCACACCCCCCUGUGUCUCGACAUUUGAAUUUUGGAUUUCCAGAACCUCGCCCAAGAACAGUUUUACCGCAGAGAUAUGGACCUCCUUUGAUAGCUUGGCAAUUUCCGGGUUACCCAAACCAACCUCGUCUCGUUCAUCAGUUCUACAACGUCAACAACAAUAGUAACCCAAGUGGAAGCACGGACGAUUUAUCUGGUUACAGUAGCGCAUCGAGCGAAUCGUUGACCUCCGUUUCUUCAUUCCGUGGUGACCAAUCGGACGACGCUGUUUCACAACCAACAGCAAGGAGCGUUCGACCAAUCAGAGCAAAUUCGGCAAAUUUGAUUCACAUUUCCACAAAAUGAUGUAGAAAAAACACGUUGUUUGUUUGUUUGAUAUAAUUUGUUUUCAUGAACGUUUUAAUUACCCUUCUUAGAUGAUUUUACAAUGGUUAUUUUUAGAUGAUUACAUUUUCGCUUCGUGGAUUUUAAUGGUAGGGUUACUUGAUAAAAUUAUUAAUUUGGAUUCUGAGGCAUUUUGAUGGGCAAAUUCUUGUAACUUUUCGUAGGUCGCUUUAAUUACUGGACAGUUGUUUUCAGCGUUUAUUUUUGAAUUUGUCAUUUUGUUGAUUUUCGUCAUUAUAGGAACUGGAUCGGAGUAUGAUAAUAUUAUGAUAAAAAUACAUAGGUUUUGUUGUACUAUUGUAAGUUUUUAUUUAAAUAAAGUUCACUUUUAUCA
Lottia gigantea (owl limpet) is the source of this 3365-nucleotide messenger RNA. RefSeq lists its product as hypothetical. The record is from RefSeq and is a predicted model, not a curated record. The coding region runs from base 119 to 2992 and encodes 957 amino acids. Lineage: Eukaryota; Metazoa; Mollusca; Gastropoda; Lottiidae. The transcript is spliced from 6 exons.